Merops nubicus (carmine bee-eater) is the source of this 429-nucleotide messenger RNA. RefSeq names its product neuropeptide-like protein C4orf48 homolog. The transcript has 4 exons. Lineage: Eukaryota; Metazoa; Chordata; Aves; Coraciiformes; Meropidae. Bases 93 to 377 code for a protein of 94 amino acids. The record is from RefSeq and is a predicted model, not a curated record.
GCUGCACUUGUUCCGUUAGCAGCUUGCAGCGGCCAUUUCAAAGAGACCAUCACAAAGACGAGAGAGAGAUCAGAGAAGCACCUGUUCCCAAGAUGCUGGCACCCUGCCCUCUGAGAAGAACGGUUCUUAUAUUUCCUUUAGUUUUUGUGGUUGCACUACUGCUCUCAAAGCCUGUCAGAUCUGAUCAGGAAGCAGGAACAGCCAUACCAGCUGAAAGUCGCCCCUGUGUUGAUUGCCACGCAUUUGAGUUCAUGCAGAGGGCUCUGCAGGAUUUAAAGAAAACAGCUUAUAAUCUAGAUACACGGACAGAAACUCUGCUUCUUCAGGUGGAAAAGAGAAAUCUGUGCGACUGUGUAGCUGCAAGUCUGCUGAACUGAGUCCUGGAGGCCAGCUAAGGAGUGUCACCUGUUCUGCUGUUUUUAAACUGCA